AUAGAAACUGAAUUGUAAUUGGCGCAUUUUGAAACGAGUCCUACACAUGCUCCGUACGUUUGUAAAUACGUGCGAUGUCUACUAAAAUUAAGGUUAAGUUAGUUUAACUGGUCAAAAUGAUAUGCAGUCGAAUGAAUUUCGUUUUAAAACAUGUUUAUAAACAACCAAUAUGGAAUUGCCGUUUGUGUUCAAAAAUCUCGCAAGAAAUAGAUGAAAAAGAUCCUGCACCUUUAUUUUUCGAUCAACAUGUACAAGAAUUAUUAACGACUCUGACGCGUAUCAAUUACGAUAAAGUUUUUGCAACUCGAAAAGAUGGCACAAAAUUGGUGGUUCCAAAGUAUAAGUUUAUGACAGAUGAGGAAUUAAAAAAUGCACAAGUUGAAAUUGCAGUAAAGGCUAGAGGACGCAUUCAGAUGCCACCUGUUGUAAAAAUGAGAUCAGAUGAGGAAGUUGUACUGUCAAAUGAUCCUGCUCUACAAGGUUUUCAGAUGCACAACAUUGUAGUUACUGAUAUAUCUUUUGGGAACCAAAACAGAAAUAGAUUAAUCGUAAUCCGAGAACCGAAUGGUAAAUUGAGGCAUGCAAAAUCUGAUGAAAGAAGACGUGUAAAUCAAGUAUAUUUUCCUAUAAAUGGUAGAGAAAUACAUAUCCCAAACAUGUUCUACGAUCCACAUUUUAAGGAUUUACUGGAGAGGCAAGAAUUUGAAUUUAUUUUAGAUCGAACGUGUACGCAGUUUGAACCAGAUGAUCCAGAAUACCACAGAAUUACGAAGGAAGUGUAUGAAUGGGUGAAUAAGUUGAAAAAAUUUGACAUUUUGCGUUCUACAAGACAUUUUGGUCCAUUUGUGUUCAACCUUGCUUGGAAGAAUGAUAUUUGUCCAUUAUUAAUGGAAUUAAUCACAAACAAGAAUAUAAAAGAAGCUGCUGCAUUGAUUCGGCUUUAUCACAGGCUUCACCCUGAGGCAAAGUCACAUGCUGAACCGAUAUUAGACGAUAUAGAAUUAGUCCUAACAUAUGCGAAAUUAGAUUCGCCAGAACCACAUAAACUAACACGUGCUAUAGUGAAUUAUAACAAAUUGCGGAAAGAGGAAGAAGAAAUAAAACUGGGUGUAAUAAAAGCGCAUGGGUUGGUCGACGAUACGGACAAACAAACAUGAACGA
Eufriesea mexicana is the source of this 1161-nucleotide messenger RNA. RefSeq names its product mitochondrial ribosomal protein S22 (gene mRpS22). Gene Ontology annotation, cellular component: mitochondrial small ribosomal subunit. Gene Ontology annotation, molecular function: structural constituent of ribosome. The transcript is spliced from 3 exons. The coding region runs from base 117 to 1157 and encodes 346 amino acids. The record is from RefSeq and is a predicted model, not a curated record. Lineage: Eukaryota; Metazoa; Arthropoda; Insecta; Hymenoptera; Apidae.